GCUAUAGUUGGUGUUUGCCUAUAGGAUUAGGGAUUUAUGCAUUAAAAGCGUUACUUUUUUUUUGAGAAAGCAAAUUUUGCUUGUUUUAGAACAAUUUUCUUCAUUUUUCAAAAUAGAUAUUUGUAGAAUAUUUUUUUACUUCCGUAAAUAUUACCACUGUUGUUCAAUUAUAUGAAUAUUUUAUAUGAAUCUGUAUAUGUGUGAACAUAUACAUACAUAGAUAGUAACAUCGUUGAUGAGAAAAUUGACCAAUAUUAUCUGUAACCUGAAUAUGUAUAUGGAUAAUUUAUAUAUAUAUUAAUAUAUAUUUAACUGCCGAUGAGUAUAUUUAAGCGCUUAUUUUUCCUUAACGUUAUUAAAAUCUAGACCGUUAAAUAUACGUGUUUUUUAUACUUGUGAUCUCACUCGUGAAACAGGAUUUCAAAUUCAAUUGGCACUGAAGCUCUCAGGCGUCAGUUUUAUUUUGUUUUUCAUUUUGCUUCCUCUUCGCUUAUCACAAGUUUGACGAUUAGCUUUUUUUUGUUUUGUUUUGGUUUUUUUAUAUAUCAACAAAAGAGGAAGAAAGGGAAAAACCAUCGAUCAUCUAGCCCAAACAGUCGAGGAAACGUGCUGCUGUUUUUUUUUUCCUUCCAUUAUUUAUUUAUUUUUUUUAAACAAUUUUGACCCUUUUUUUGCUGGCUUUAUUGUUGAAAAUGGCGGCGAUUGAAAUGGUGCAGAUGUUACUGGAGGCUGCCGACUACCUGGAAAGAAGAGAGAGAGAAGCAGAACAUGGUUACGCCUCCAUGUUGCCCUACAAUAGCAGCAGCGGCGGAAAAGAGAGAGACAGUGCCAAACGAAGAAAUAAAGCCAAGAAAAAUUCAAGCAGCAGGUCAACGCACAAUGAAAUGGAAAAAAAUAGGCGUGCCCAUUUACGAUUAUGCUUGGAAAGACUAAAAUCACUGGUGCCACUCGGACCAGAUUCCAAUCGACAUACCACUCUCAGUUUGCUGAUGAAAGCAAAAGUGCACAUUAAGAAAUUAGAAGAAAGUGACAAACGAGCACAGCACCAGAUAGACCAGCUCCAAAGGGAACAGCGGCACUUAAGGCGGAGAUUGGAGCAGCUUGGGGUAGAUCGGGUACGAAUGGAUAGCAUGGGUUCAGCUGUCUCCUCUGAAAAGUCUGACUCCGAUCAAGAGGAGAUUGAUGUGGACGUAGAUGUGGAAAGCACAGACUACCUGAUGGGUGAUCUGGAGUGGAGCAAUAGCAGCAUUAGUGACUCAGACGAGCGAGGCAGCCUCCGGAGUAGCUGUAGUGAUGAGGGUUACUCCAGUGCUAGCCUCAAGAGACUCAAACUUCUACAGCACUCCAUGGCCCUGAAGACCCUGGGCUGUAGCCUAUAAUAGGGAAAGGGGGCAAAAUUGCCACCAGUCACCUUCAUCCACACAGAUCUGUUCCCCUUCCUCCCAGGAUACGGUGGCUUCAGGAAAUUUGUCAUUCAAAUGACAAUUGCUGAAGUGGACCAUCCUCUGCUGGUUUCGAUAGACAGCUGGCCAUGUGCCUGCCUUUCACUUUUUCUUCUUUGUGCAACUUUUUGUUUUUAAAGAAUAGAGAAGGUUGCAGCUCAUUCUCCUAGCCUCAUGGCUGACGUAAAAUACCACCAAUGUAUAUUGUUCAUUACUUUUCAUUUUUGUUUCACUCACUUUCUUUGACCCUUUCUCUUGUCAUUAUGUUUCAUGUGCUUUAUUUGAUUAAAACUUUAUCAGUGUGCUGGAAUGAAAGGCACCAGGAAGGGAAAAAAAAUUCAAGCAGUCCUAAACUCUCUUUGAAGAUGGAUCUUGCAGUUUGUUUGCUGCUAACUAGUCAAGCCAACCUCUUUUUUUUUUUUUUUUUGUUCCCCCUCACUUAGACAUUAAGUAUUUUGAAUUUUAUUUUAAAAAAAUAAUUUCCUAUGAAAACCAGGGUGAGGGUUGGAUGUAAAUGACAAAGCAUUUGAACACAUUCCAUAAAGUAACACUUUUAGAAGCACUUAAAAGCCUUAUUUAGAGAAACUUACUAAUCUACCCUGGGGGCUGUAGGUGUUGAAGAGAGAAGCAGCUGUAUUGAAAUGUAACACCAUUUCUGUCCUUCAGCAUACAACCCUCCAACACUCAGGUGCACUUCACUGCAUUAUUUAUUAUUUCAGCAAAAUGUAGCAUUUUUGUUAUUUUUAAGGUGUAUGUGCGCGAGUGUGCGUGUGUGUCUGUUUAAAGAAAAAAAAUUAUAUAUAUAUAUAUAAAUAUAUAGGGUGGUCUUAUUACCAGUAUAUGUUAAGUCUUUAAAAAAAUAAAUAAACUGUUCAGUUAGAUUACACUUGUAUUAGUUUCAGUUUUUUAGUGUUCUAAUAUACCAAGUUUAUAGAUUAUAUAAAAUUUUUUGUAUCUUUUAAUGAAUUGAACUUAUUGAAACCUUUGUCAAUGCUGAGGAGUUAAUGAAGAAAGGGACGCCGGUGUUAAAUGUUGCCCAGGAGAGAAAGAAGGCUUUAUAAAAAGUAUUAAAAUAUUCUUAAAAUGACAGGGCAUAUUUUUUGGGUAUGAUGGAGAAUAGCUAUUUGUUUGUGAAGUGCUGUUAUUUGCUUAAAAAUCUUUGUACCAUACACAUAUGUAAAUGAAUGAAUACUAUGUGUCUGUGUGUUAAUUUUUUUUCUUGAUGGGCAGCAUAGUGCUGUAGUGAUUUUUAAUGCUGCUGCCUCACAGCUCUAGAGAGACAGGUUCACAAUCUGGCCUGGCCACUGUCUGUGUGGAGCUUGCAUGUUCACCCCAUGCCUGCAUGGUUUCUUCCCACAUUCCAAAGAUAUGCUUAUUAAAUUACUUAGCAGUUAUAAAUUGGCACUGUACAAGAGAGGGCGAGUGCUGUCUGUAUACAUGUGCCAUCCACAAUUGUCUCCUUUCCUUGCAUCUGUUGGUUGGUGCUGGGAUAGGCUUAGAAAAUGGAUUUCAAUUAUUAACAAAAACAUAAUUUUAAAUUUAAGGUCUCGUAUGUAAUUAAUUUGCCAUUGACAAGUUUAACAAGGUGCUAAAUUAGGGUUCACUUACCCUAUUUACUGCAUUCGGUCCAGUUGCCAAAAGCAACAAAGGGCAGACUGCACAGCUGUCAUCAAAUAUUACAUCUAUUGAAUAAAUGUAGGGAAAAAAAAAAAAAAAACUUGAUUAGUAAGUGCUUUGCAAGGCACAACUUCAUGUUGCCAUGCUCUCAAUAGUGUUGGGAUAGCCUAUUGCUGUCCACUACCCCACAGUGGAUUAGACCGGUUUGGAUAAUCAAUUAAUUUUAUGUAUACUUUUAAGUUUAGUUUGCAUUAGGCUAGAACAAACAAUGAGAUAUUAACCAGUUUUAGCUCACUUAAAAGCACACAAACACAUUAUGCAAGGAGGUGUGCAUCAGAGAAGUAAAUUGUGGUCUUAGUUCUGCAAAGAGAAAUGUAAAAAUGUAACUGAAUUCCAGAGAAAGAAUUAAAUAUUUAAGACAAAUUGCAGCUGUCUAAGGUGAUGCUUAACUCUAACAGACAGAAAAACAAAAACACUUUGUGUACAAAAGCUUUCCCCUUCCUCUUGCAUCCUUUCCCAGUGCAGCCAAUGACAUUCUAAGACUUGUCAUCUUAAUCCUUUUAAGAGUCCACUUGAAUUUAGUUUUACUGCUUUACUUUGUCAAUGAGCCAAGUAUCAUAAAUGUAUACUAAUUUAACCUCUUGAGAUUUCUCGUAUUUUUUUUUUUUGCCAUCUUUUUGCAAAAGUUCACCAUUUCAUUCAGGCUAGAGCUCUUCAGCUUUAGCAUCUGAAACACUAAGACUAGUUUCUUUAAAUACCAAGAUAUGUUUGUCUUCCUGACUUGCAUGCACUGCAAAUACUUCUUAUAGAUGAGUUUUAGACUUUGUUGGGGGAGUUUUAUGUGUGUUUUGUUUAUUUUAAAAUAUAGCACAGGCCUGGAUGAUCUACAAGAGUAAAGAUCAAAUGAGGGAUACGUUUUUGGUGAGACUAUUUGCAUAAAAGAGUAUCCAGAUUAGUUGAGUGUUUAAACACAAUUUCCCCAUCUUUUAGUGCUGCUAUUAACAUGUUCAAAAAUAAUACAAAGAUGGGUUCUUGAUGUGUUCCCCUGGCUUGGGUCCGUGCAACCUGGCGUAUUUGCACUUUGCUUCAUGUCUCUUUCACUUUAGAGAUAUGUAUGUUUUUACUUGUUAUUGCAAGAUCUAUCUUCAGAGAGAUGAGCAAGGAAAGGGGUCUCUAAAUUGAGGGACUUUAACAUAUUCUGUGGAAGCUAUUUUUCUGUCCUGUGUGUCUGCAUGGUGGGUGUGCAGAGAAGGGGUUUAUUAAGUUUAAAAUACAUAUCCUAGAACGUUUUUGCUUGUCUUGCUGGAAUCAGUUGGACAGGAGGUCUGGCUUCACCUUGUCUCUAGCUAUAAAUUCAGAUCCCAGCCAGAGACUCCUAAAAGCUUUCACUGAAGGAAGCACUUGCUGGCAUGUGUGGGAAAACAUAAUAAGAGCCUCUUCCUGAUGACCCCUUUCUGCUUUUGACACCUGUGCAGCUGUUAUGAACAUUAAACAGCAAGAUGCCUUUAGUAGGCUUGCUUCAUUACUUUGAUCUAAUAGUAAGUGUUUCACUGUUUUUUGAACAAAUACAAUCUCUUUGUAGCUACACACACUUCUGUCCUUCGAGGUUGGUAGCUAGAAGCAAAAGUUUAGUAGUAUUUUUUUUUUUUUUUUUAAUUGCAAUGCUACCUCAUGCAUAUACAACAUAUUUUUUUCCAGAAGUUACUAAACAUUCAAAUCAUAUAUAGAGUAAAUAUUUUUGUUAUGAGACUUGACUUUGCUUUUUGUUUUUGUUUUGAUUACCCAGUUGAUGGCUUUAGACUCCUGUCUGGUGAAUUGAGAUAAGCCAUUUCUGGCCCUUUUGAUCACUUUUCUAUUUUAUACCCCUUGGACCUUAAGUCUAAUGUGACAGAGUGGUGAUGGUGUGCAGUAGAAUCUCUUGCCUUGUCACUUCCUUUGCACUCAGAUUUCCAAAAACAAUGUCAAGCCUUCAUUUUGAUGGCUACCACUUGUAUAUCAGCUUUUUGACCAGUCCUCUUCUGGCACAUGGCACUUGCUGUACUGUUCAAUAUGAAUGAGACUGUCAUAUAUAGCUUCAUCAUUUAUUUCUGGCUUCCAUUAUACAUAUGCAUAAUCGAGCUUACUGAUGUUUAGUAACUGACCAUUUUUUACAUUUUCUUUUUGGGUCACAUGUUUGUGGCGAUUUACUGUUGAGUAAAUAUCAAGCAGAAGAUUGGCCCAAAAACAGUAAUCCUGCUGUGGCACUUGGAUUUUGAAAAGGUGAGAGAUACUACUGCAUGUGAAUUUGUGGAUGCAGAUCUACAUUUGAUAUCAAAUAUGCAUUAUGAAAUAGGCAUCAACCUAAAUGUUGGAUUUAUUCACACACCCCUCUCAGUAUGUUGUGUAUUUUUAGUCUCAGAUGAAGAGUCUCAGGAAAAUUUUGGUCAUUUUCCUCCCAUUUAUUUCCUUUUUGUUGCUGUGCCUUUCUUUUUAUGCCUGAAUGUUCAAUAUCUGAGCUCUGCCAUCUUCAGAAAAUGUAUCCAUUAAAGAAAAUGAUGAUAACUUUUGCACAUUUUUCACCAUUCAAGCUUAAAUGUCUCUGGAAACAGUACUUAUAAAGUAAAGUUCGUUCUUUUUAAUUUCCUUCAACUUGAAUAUUGAUGAACUGUUGUGCAUCUGAGAUUCACCUUAAUAUACACACAUUGUACAAUUCCCAGGAAGAAAAAACGUGUUUGUUUAUGCCUUGCCCUUUAUUUGAAUCUACCCAAAUUAAUAUAGGGGAAAAAUUGUUCUUAAAAUACUGUAUUAUUGUCAUCAAAUUGUGUCAUGGGCUUUAUGUUUAUUUUAUAUGUAUUUAUAUUGAACUAGACAUAACUAUUGCCUUGAUAAAAGAAAGGUACUCUUAAAACAGUGCUGCUUAUAAUAUUCUUGGUAAAGAUGCACCCAUAUUAUUUGUUGGAAAUUAACUAUUUUUAAUAUGGAGUUUAGUGGGGCCUUUUUAUUUAUUUAUUUUUAAUAUUAGAGUUUAUUUCCGUGAACUCCACCCUUGGCAUUGCAUGCUCAAAAGCUUCUUUUUCUGGGUGCCCAUGAACAUGGCCUGUGUUACAGCCUUUGUUUUUAGUCUCCUGCAAAUGCAUCCCAAAUUGAUAAAUAUUAUUGAUAUGUUUAGUGUCCUGUCCCAUGAACAGCCCCUGCCACCAACUCUCCAUGCAUUUUUUUUUUUUUUUUGUUCCACUAACCUCGCAAGAAGUUGUAUGCAAGAGGCUGAUGUGUCAAAGUAUAAAAAGCCUGCAUAUCAAUUGGGCUUGCACAGAAUUAGGACCAUCCAUAGAGAAGGCACUUGAUACGGUAUGGUCCAAAACCCAUGAUUCAAUGGUCCUGCUUGCCUAGAAUUCCUGCAAGCUUUCUGUUUGAAAUCAACAGAGCAGCUAGUCCAUUAGGUCUUAUAUGAAGUGCAAUUUUUUUCUUGCUGUCUCUAUUCUCUCUCUGUCUCUCUCCUUUCAAAUGAAAGCAAUAAAGGUUAAGGUUUCAUUUAUGUUCUCUUGUUCAGUAUUAUUCCCUUUCCAGUACUGAUAAUGGAUUAAUCUUUUGCAAAUGGGAAUAAGAAUAGAUUGCUGUUCCUGUCUGAAGUUAGAAUGAAAAAAAAGGCCUUUCUUUAACUAGAUCUACCAUUCCAUGUAUUUUUUUUCUAAGAGGGGUGUCAUGGAUUUGGAUCAUUUUUAAAAGAUAAAAAGGGGGGUUGGGUCAAGCAUACCUUAAAUUAAAAACCAUAAUUUGUGUCUCCCCUUUCCUCAAGCUGACACUCCUAGGCUGGAAUUUUGUUUCAAGGCCUUGGACUACACAUCCCAAUGAUUUAAAUUUGGAAUGAUGAAACAAAAUAAACUGCCCUGGCUCCACCCCACAUUUCCCCUUUUGCCUUGUGACAUAUUAACGGAGUGGGUUUAAUCUGUUCUAGGGGUUGGAAACUGGCAAAUUGUUACUUGAUUUGAUUCCUAUCAAACUUCCCUGUAUUGGACAGAUUAUAAAUAAAGCCCACAGAAAUGCUACAUUAUUGGAUUAUUCCAAAAUUAGUCUGCCAAGAAAUACAAAUCACCCAACCGGUUUAAAAUGGAUUCCUACUGAUGGAACACACACAACUUUGUAGAGGUUGAGCUCAUUCUAGAAUAGCCACCUUGAUUUGUGUUUCUUAGUUAUUUGGCACUUCCAAUAAGUUUUGUGCAUUCAGUUCUGACAAAUCUGAUAGCCAGUCCAACCACAAAUCUUUACUUUGACUCACAGUGCUCCAUUACAUGGGAGGAUAUGUCUUCUAACAUUUUGUGCUGCUGGAAGCCACUUUUGGCUAAUGGUGUCUCAGGAGAGCUCAUUGAAGCCUGCGUCAUUUUAUUUAUAUAUAACAAAAAUAUACAUACACACACAUAAAUACUUUUUUACAAAAUUGUCCAUUCCAGUGAUGGGGACCCAAUAUGAAACUUGCAUGGCGUUUCACAACAUUCAUUUUAGUUGCAAGUCCAUCUGCUUAUACGCUAUAGCCACGAAAAGUUAAACAAAUAAUAAAUGUGAGUGGCCUCUAAAUAACGACCCUGAAUGUAUAUUUCUUAUCCUCGGAGACUGACUAUAAUUACACAUGCUCUGUGAUGCUGUCAGACUGACUUGGCGUAAGGACUGUUUAAAAUAACCCAUUCUGUUUUGGCGAACUGCACUAUAUCUUUUUGUUUUUUUCCCCACCUCCCCAAUCAGGUAUCAUAAUUUCUUGUCUCUGGAAAAAACCCAGUAUUACACUACCUGGAAUGAAAACUGGAAGUAAACAUAAUUUAAUGUGGUUUUAAUUUGUUUCUGCAUCUUUCCAAUGAGGAAUAAAAUAUGUUAGUGGAUAUUUUUUUCUUUCAUCUUUCAUUGUAUUUCAAAUUGCAGUGAUUCAUUAGAACUCCUAAUGAGUGCAUUUGUGGUGUCAGUUAUUCACUAAUUCUAUAUUUUAUAUAUACAGUAGUAGUUUCCUCCUUAUUAACAACCUCUUGUACAACUCGCCACAUGUUUGAUACUUGAUUGCAGGAAAUAAUUUUCUGCUUUUCAUUAAUUUGUAUGAAAAGAUGCAUUGUGAAUGUCUUGAUGGGUUUUAGAAGACAAGUGGUUACUGUAGAAAAAAAACAAAGUGCUUAGAAGAGAGCUUUGUGACAAUCUGUGUUCGUUUACCUGCGAAACAAGGUGAUCUUCCAAUUGAACAAGGACACAGGUUUGGCUCUGGUGGUGGUGGGGGGUGUUUUUUCUUAGAGAGCUUUAGGAUUUUGUAAACCCCUUAUACCACCACAAUCACCACCAAUUUGCUCUGUACCCCAUUUUACAAUGGUGCUCUAAAUGUAACGGCAGCACAUUCAUACUUAGAAUAUUACUACGUGUUUUAGACUACCCAUUACUGUGGAUAUGUAAAGUUCUGUAUUGUUCAACUGUUGUAUAAAAUAAAAUUUAUUUCAUUACUAAUUA
Messenger RNA from Polypterus senegalus (gray bichir), 8516 nucleotides. RefSeq names its product MAX dimerization protein 1 (gene mxd1). Gene Ontology annotation, molecular function: protein dimerization activity; RNA polymerase II cis-regulatory region sequence-specific DNA binding; DNA-binding transcription factor activity, RNA polymerase II-specific. The record is from RefSeq and is a predicted model, not a curated record. The coding region runs from base 693 to 1379 and encodes 228 amino acids. NCBI's taxonomy places the organism in Eukaryota, Metazoa, Chordata, Cladistia, Polypteriformes, Polypteridae. The transcript has 6 exons. Gene Ontology annotation, biological process: negative regulation of transcription by RNA polymerase II.